GGUUCUAUCACUCUCCCUAAACACAGCGUUAGCUGUGACCCUAGAUGAGAACGCUGGCCCAUGCUCCCUCCCAAAGAAUCGUAGGAUUUUAGACUCUUCUAGCGCAAGCCUCUUAUUUGACAGCAGAGGGUUCCCAGAGGUUAAGAGACCCAUCCGGGGUCCUGUAGAUAGAGAGCAAAGGAGUCGAGCUGCGUCUCCUGCCUCCGGGUGCAAUGUGCUUUGGCCGCUCUGCCCAAGUCCCUUUCCCCUAGACUGGCCUAGGCUCCCCCGCGAGAACCCGCGCCUUCAGCCCGGCCGAAGCUUCUCCUCGGCCAAGGACCAAACCAAAUCAUCCCAGGCUGGGCCCUCACCUGAUGACACAGGCAGGACAGGAAGAGGGUGUGUCACUGCCUCACCCACUUCCUCCCCAGGGAUAAGCUUCCUCCCCUCUGGAGCCUCCUGAGCUAAGUGUUUGUGGGGGCCAUGCAGAAGGUGGGGGCAGCUGGCCGGAGGGCCUCCGACACAGCCCUCAUUCCACACAGGUCAAGGGGAAUUACCAAGUUUGCCCAGUAUGUUGGCUCCUUUACUGUAGAUGACCUGGGGCUUCAGGAGAAAGUGUGGAUGGUCCAACAGCAGCUGUGGGCUCUGAAGGACUGCCCUAGGAGAAGAGCAGUGAUCCUAAAAUUCAGUCUGCAGGGCCUCAGGAUCUACAGUGCUGAGGGGGAGACUCUCCUGAUGGCUCACGCCCUGAAGCGGAUCCUCUACUCCACCUGGUGCCCAGCUGAAUGCCAGUUUGCCUUCAUCUCCCGGAACCCACGGAGCCCUGCCAGCAAGCUCUUCUGUCACUUGUUCGUGGCCAGCCAGCCUGGGGAGGUCCAGAUCCUACACCUACUGCUUUGCCGCUCCUUUCAGCUGUCAUACCUCUUGCAGCACCCCGAGGAUCAGGCACAACCUGGACCGGGGCUACCAGCAGAGGAAUCCCCCAAGCCCUUGCCCAGCCCCAGCGGUCCUACUGGGGUGGUCAGGGAGCCCUUCGGUCGGGAUCAGGUCUCUCAAAAUGUCCACGCCCUGGUGUCCUUCCGGCGGCUGCCAGCCCCAACUGAUGGCCCAGGAGGCAGCACGAAGGAAAUGUCAGAGGCAGAAGUUCGAGGGCCUACCCGUCACUCCCGCCUGGGGAACCCUUACUGUUCCCCAACCCUUGUGCGAAAGAAGGCAAUUCGAAGCAAGGUGAUCCGCUCUGGGGCUUAUCGUUGCUGUACCUACGAAACCCAGCUUCAGCAGUCUGCCCGGGAGGCCUUUCCCACUGCCUGGGAGAGUUGGGCCCAGGGGUCCAGUGGCCUGGCCUGCCUGGUGGAGAGCGAGGGAAGCCUGACGGAGAAUAUCUGGGCCUUCGCCGGCCUGGCUAGGGCCCAGGCACUCUCCCUGCUCCGAAGAGAUGUCCUGGGGGCCUUUCUGCUGUGGCCUGAGCCUGGCCCCAGUGGCCAGUGGUGCCUGUCAGUGAAGACACAGUGCGGGGUGGUCCCCCAUCACAUCUUCAGGACCCACUUGGGCAAGUUCAGUGUGGAGCACCUGCCGACAGAGUUCCCCAGCUUGGAGGCCUUGGUGGAGCACCACUCGGGAGCUGAACGUAGCCUUUUCUGUCCAUUGGACAUGGGACGCCUGAACCCCUGCUAUGAAGCACAGGACUGUGGGCCUGGUCGGCCUACAUGGCCCCGGGCCCACCCCAAGCAUGAGCCCCGGCAGCAAGAACUGGGUUAAGGCUGUCUUUGAAUUCCCUAAUAGUCAAAGUGUGUGUGUGUGUGUGUGUGUGUGUGUGUGUGUGUGUGUGUGUGUGUACACACUCAAGUUAUUCCAUUUGGGUCUUCCCAGUCCGAGCAACCUUUUCCCUUGGUGCUAAUGGCUCAUGGAGCAUAGCCCCCGAGUGGGUAGUUACCCUGGUUGGUGGUCUCUUGAAUGAAUCAGACCAGGAACUGCUGGUUUGUCUCUGAUCCCCUCUCCCCUCCAACACACACACACACACACACACACACACACACACCCACCAACAGCAGCUCUGGUCCUCAGAAAUGGCCUGGAGGGAAGAGACAUGCCAUCCUUCCCUCAACUUGCUGUGCUAUGGACAAGGAGACUUGCUAGGCUUGGCUCAGGUGGCUUCUCUCAUCAGGGGACUGACCUUAUCAGAGAUUUUGCCAUCAAUCCAUGGAUAAGUCUCAGUCCUAGGGGAAGGCCUUUUUGCCCAAAUUGAGUACCCUGAGAUUAUGCCUCUACCCUGGAUGGGCUCACCCUAGGCUACAUUUCAAGCUUUCUCAUGAACACCUAGUUUUAUUUGGAAGAUCCCUCGAUGGUGAGGGAGGCAUCCAAGCAUCAAACCCAAAAGACUUGGGUUUGAACCACUUCUCUGCCUCUUCUUAGCUCUAUGACCUUCAACAGAUUAUUCCUUUCUCUGGGCUCUCCUCUGUAAAGGGAAACAGUGUGGUGUAGUGGCCAGAGCCCUGGGCUUGGAGUCAGGAAUACCUGAAUUUAAAUCCCACUUCAGUUACUAGUUGUGUGACCCUGGAUAAAUCACUUCUGUCUGCCUCAGUUUCCUCAUCUGUAAAAUGAGGGGGUUGGAUUCAAUGAUCUAGCUCUAAAUUUAUGAUCUAUGAUAAAGAGAUUGAACCAGGUAGUCCCCCAUGUCCUGUGAUUCUGGGCUCCUUUCUGCUAGUCCCUGUAUGUGGGUCUAGAGGUGCUGCAGGGCAAGUCACGGAUCAGGGAUUAUUUGGUUCUUACUGGAAGCGCUUGGAAAGGAUGCAACAGGGGGAGGUGGACAGGCCCGUUUGGUCUUCAGAUACUACUUGAUGCUGAGGCCUCUUUCUUCUCCCCAGAGCCCCCAAGGUUAAGGUAAGAGGAGCAUAGGGAAGGCUGCUGCAGAAAUUCUGGGUGGGCAACCAUCCCCUCCCCCUUCCUCAAACAUUUGCAAGCAUUCACAGAUGCUGUCUUGGAGCUUCUACAAUAGAACUUGCUGCACCAAAUAGCACAAUCACAGGGGUUAGAGUUGGAGGGGACCUUCCAGUCCAGCCCUCUCAUUUCAAGGACAGAGAAAGGCAGAGGAAGAAGGGGAAGGUAAUUUACUCAAGGUCACAUGGGUCAGUAGCUGAACCAAAACUUUGGCAUCAGGUCUGGGUAACUUGAGAGAGGUAGGAAGUGAAUUCAGCUCAUUGAACCAGCUCCUGGGUCUUUAGGCUUUGAAAUUUAGCAGGUGCUUUCUUUUCUUUUUUUCUUUUGUGGGGCAAUGAGGGUUAAGUGACUUGCCCAGGGUC
Dromiciops gliroides (monito del monte) is the source of this 3278-nucleotide messenger RNA. It is a transcript of the gene SH2D5, whose product is annotated as SH2 domain containing 5. The transcript has 11 exons. The record is from RefSeq and is a predicted model, not a curated record. Gene Ontology annotation, cellular component: postsynaptic density. The coding region runs from base 463 to 1737 and encodes 424 amino acids. NCBI's taxonomy places the organism in Eukaryota, Metazoa, Chordata, Mammalia, Microbiotheria, Microbiotheriidae.